AUGGCGCAAACGAUCGGGCCGGCGGCCCUUCCUGGGAUGCAUGGCAGUCUUCAUGUAGGGGGUGUCGUGCAACAGCAGUCGCAGCUAUGGACGCCUUCCUUGCAACAACGGCCGGGCAAGGCCGCAGCCGCCGGCAACGGGAAGGGCUUGUCACGUAACAGUGCUGCCUCUUAUAGGCCCAAACAUACUGUCCAACCGCGAUGGCUUCCAUGUGGUCCAGGCCUAGGCAGCCGCCUCGUCCUAUGUGACGCUCAUAGUUCCAUCCCGGAGCCGGCCGGGCUGUUCAACCCCGAGAACGACCGGGAUGCUUGCGGUGUGGGGUUCGUUGGCGAACUCUCUAAGCAGCCAUCUCGCAAAUGCAUCAAGGAUGCUCUUAUGAUGCUUCAACGCAUGACACACCGCGGUGCUUGCGGGUGUGAGGCCAACACGGGUGACGGAGCUGGCAUCCUGGUGGGCAUGCCAGACGGAUUUUUUCAAGCCGUCCUUAUGGAGGAGCAGGGCCUGAAGCUCCCGCCGUUGGGCGCCUAUGCAGUUGGCCAAAUGUUCCUUCCGCGCGACGAGCCGUCGCGGCAGAAGGUCAAGGAUAUUGUUGAAUCGGUGGCCAUUAAGCUCGGACAUGUGUCCCUAACCUGGCGCUCAGUUCCCACCAACAAUCGGGCGCUAGGCCGUUCGGCGCUUAAUACCGAGCCAGUGAUUGAACAAUGGUUCAUCACAAGCACGGGGAACCACGCAGCACUGGAGAUCGAACAGCAGAUGUUUAUCCUGCGCAAGCUGAUUGAGUACAACCUGCGAUCUGAGGGGAUCCGCGAUGAUGAUGCGUAUUUCUGUUCGCUGUCGUCCAAGACAAUUGUCUACAAAGGGCAGCUCACACCCGAGCAGGUCCGUGUGUACUUCAAGGACCUUCAGCGCGAGGACUUCCGCUCCUACAUGGCCCUGGUGCACUCGCGCUUCUCCACAAACACCUUUCCCAGUUGGGCGCGCGCCCAGCCUAUGCGGCUGCUUGGCCACAACGGAGAAAUUAACACGUUGCGGGGUAAUGCCAACUGGAUGCGCGCGAGGGAGGGUGUCAUGGCCUGUCUGGAGCUGGGGCUGCCCAAAGAGGUGGUGGAGCAGCUGGAGCCCAUCAUUCCCGCCACCAGCAGUGACAGCGGAGCUUUCGACUCCGUGUUGGAGCUGCUAACCCGAGCAGCUGGCCGCGACAUGCCCGAGGCUAUGAUGAUGCUGAUUCCGGAGGCCUGGCAGAAUGACCCGCUGAUGUCCAAGGAGAAGAAAUCCUUUUACCGCUACCACAGCGCCAUCAUGGAGCCCUGGGACGGCCCCGCGCUGGUGUCGUUCACGGACGGGCGCUACCUGGGCGCCACCCUAGACCGCAACGGCCUGCGCCCCGGUCGCUACUACGUGACCAGUGGGGGCCGCGUGAUCAUGGCAAGCGAGGUUGGCGUGGUGGACGUGCACCCGUCCGAGGUUGUUCGCAAGGGACGCCUCAUGCCUGGCAACAUCCUGCUUGUGGACUUUGACGAGCACCGCCUGGUGGAGGACAAGGAGCUGAAGGAGCGGUACGCAAACCGCAGGCCGUACGCACGCUGGUUGGAGGAGUACUCGCUCACGCUGCAGCAGCUGACGGCUUCGGUUCCUCCGGACGCGCGCGUACCUCUCCCUCUGCCUGGAGCCCGCGCGCUUGCCUCCCCCGGAACAAAUGGCAACGGCAACGGCGUGCACAAGGCGGCCGCCUCCAACAUUGUGUCUUUUACGCACGCCAGUACCAACAACGGCACUGCAGCCGGCGCAGCCUUUGUGUCGGAGCAGGACGCCGGUAUCCAGUCUCUGCUGAAGCCCUUGAAGGUGUUUGGCUAUACCCGGGAGGGUCUGGAGCUGCUGAUGGCCCCGAUGGCCCGCACCGGGGCUGAGCCGCUGGGAUCCAUGGGCAAUGACGCGGCACUGGCAGCCCUGUCGCGUCGUGCCAGACUGCCCUUCGAGUACUUCAAGCAGCUGUUUGCGCAGGUGACGAACCCUGCCAUUGACCCGUUCCGCGAGGCGGUGGUGACAUCGCUGCGUUGCUUCAUCGGUCCCGAGGUGGACGUCACAGCUGAGCCGGGUCCGCAGCACUGCGGUCGCCUGGAGCUGCCCCAGCCGGUUCUCGACGUGGCGGAGAUGGAAGCGCUCAAGAACGUGGACCACCCGGGUGGCUGGCGCACCAAGGUCCUGGACAGCACGUUCCCUGUCGAGGAUGGACCCAUGGGUCUGCGUGCUGCGCUUUCACGGCUGUGCGAGGAGGCUGAGGCGGCAGUAAAGUCCGGCACCUACGCGCUUGUGUGUCUGUCGGACCGCGGCUACGGCCCCACCCGUGCCCCCGUGCCCUCGCUACUGGCUGCCGGCGCCGUACACCACCACCUGGUGCAGCUCAAGCUUCGCAGCAAUGUCGGACUGCUGGUGGAUAGCGGCGAGCCGCGCGAGGUGCACCAGUUUUGUCUGCUUGUUGGCUACGGCGCCGACGCGGUGUGCCCCUACCUAGCGUUUGAGUCGCUGGCGGCGCUGCAGCGCGACGGCAAGCUGCCUGCCAGUUCGACUCUGGAGGAGCUGAAAGCCAAGUUCGUCAAGGGCGUGGGCGUGGGCAUUCUCAAGACCAUGGCCAAGAUGGGCAUCAGCACGCUGCAGAGCUACAAGGGCGCCCAGAUCUUUGAGGCGCUGGGCUUGGCGCCCGAGGUGGUUGACGUGUGCUUCCGCGGCACCCCCACUCGCAUCGGCGGUAGCGGCUGGGCGCAGCUGGGUCGGGACGUCCUGACGCUGCACGCCGACGCCUUUGGCCUGGCCCGGCUGCCCGAGGGCAGUGCGGACGCCAAGGCGCUGCCGCACGCCGGGGACUACCACUGGCGCAACUCCCCGGAUGCGGAGAGGCACAUGAACGACCCGGAGGCCAUUGCAAAGCUGCAGGCUGCCACCGCGGGUAACGACCGUGAGCUCUUCCGCCAGUUCUCGGCUCUGAACACGAGGCUCUCCCGUGCGUGCCACCUGCGCGGCCUGCUCAAGUUCCGCACCGAGUCGGCCACUCCGGUGCCCCUGGAGGAGGUUGAGUCCGCUGCCUCCAUCGUGAAGCGCUUCGUCACGGGUGCCAUGUCGUACGGUUCCAUCAGCUUGGAGACGCACACGACCCUGGCUCUGGCCAUGAACACCAUGGGCGGCAAGAGCAACAGCGGCGAGGGUGGCGAGAACCCCCGGCGCUUGGAGCCCCUCCCUGACGGCACCAAGAACCCCUUCCGGUCCGCAAUCAAGCAGGUAGCCUCUGGCCGGUUCGGCGUGACGGCUUACUACCUGACCAAUGCGGAUGAGCUGCAGAUUAAGAUUUCUCAGGGCGCCAAGCCCGGUGAGGGCGGCGAGCUGCCCGGUGACAAGGUCAAAGGUGACAUUGCCGUGACCCGCGGGUCCACAGCCGGUGUGGGCCUCAUCAGUCCCCCUCCCCACCACGACAUUUACUCCAUUGAGGACCUGGCGCAGCUCAUCUACGACCUGAAGAGCUCCAACCCGGCUGCACGUGUCAGCGUGAAGCUGGUGAGUGAGAAUGGCGUAGGUGUGGUGGCCAGCGGUGUGGUCAAGGGACACGCUGACCACGUGCUCAUCAGCGGCCAUGACGGCGGCACGGGUGCGGCCAAGUGGUCGUCAAUCAAGCACGCGGGUUUACCCUGGGAGCUGGGGCUGGCGGAAGCGCACCAGACGCUCGUGGCCAACGAUUUGCGUGGGCGGACUGUGCUGCAGGUGGACGGCCAGCUCCGUACGGGCCGUGACGUGGCUAUCGCCUGCGCGCUGGGUGCCGAAGAGUUUGGCUUCUCCACGGCUCCGCUCAUCACGUUGGGCUGUAUCAUGAUGCGCAAGUGCCACACCAAUACCUGUCCCGUGGGCAUUGCCACACAGGACCCAGAGUUGCGCGCCAAAUUCGCGGGUGAGCCUGAGCACGUCAUCAACUAUUUCUUCAUGGUGGCUGAGGAGGUCCGAGAGCUGCUUGCCUCGAUGGGGCUCAGGUCCAUGAACGAGCUUGUGGGCCGGGCGGACCUGCUGCAGACGGAUAUGGCAGCUGUUGCCGAGGGCGGUCUUAAGCUUGAGGGCAUCGAUCUGUCCCGGUUGCUGCUGCCGGCGGCCACUCUUCGUCCCGGAGCUUCCCAGCGGUGCAUUCAGAAGCAGGACCACGGUCUGGACGCGGGUCUGGACGUGCACCUGGUGCCGCUGUGCAAGGCAGCGCUGCCGGACGAGCCCAACGGCUCCGCAGAGCCCGUCUACAUCGAGAUGGAGGUCCAGAACACUCACCGCGCCGUGGGUACGACACUGAGCCACGAGGUGACCAAGCGCUUUGGCGACGCGGGUCUGCCGGACGACACCAUCCAUAUCAAGCUGACUGGCCACGCUGGUCAGAGCUUGGGCGCCUGGCUGUGUCGCGGCAUCACCCUCGAGCUGGAGGGCGACGCCAACGACUACGUGGCCAAGGGCCUCAGCGGCGGUGUUGUGGCGGUGUACCCGCCCGCCAACUCCCCGUUCCGCGCGGAGGACAACGUCAUUGCCGGCAAUGUGGCCCUGUACGGCGCCGUACGUGGCGAGUGCUUCAUCCGCGGCAUCGCGGCGGAGCGCUUCUGCGUGCGCAACUCGGGCGCACGUGCCGUGGUGGAGGGCGUGGGUGACCAUGCUUGCGAGUACAUGACGGGCGGUGUGUCGGUGAUCUUGGGGCCCACCGGCAAGAACUUUGGCGCCGGCAUGAGCGGCGGGAUUGCGUAUGUGUACGAUCCCAACGAUAAGUUCAAGUCUCUGUGCAACUCCGACGUGGCGAACGACCUCCUCCCGGUCGAGUCCCCGGAGGACGUGCGAGCGCUCAAGUCGCUCAUCCAGCGCCACCUCAAGUUCACGGGCUCGGACGUGGCUCGGCGCAUCCUGCUCAGCUGGGACCGCUCACGGGCCCAGUUCAAGAAGGUCUUCCCGCACGAGUACCGUCGCGCGCUCGCGGAGGCCGAGGCCCUGGCAAAGGCGGAGUCGGCGGAGGCGGCCCUCCUGGCGGCCGCGGACUCUGCGGGCCUGGCGCCCAAGGACGCGUUUGAGGAGCUGAAGGCGAUGGCAGCCGCGGCAGUCAAGGCCGGCAAGCCCCCUAAGGCACUGACCUUGAACGUUAUUCCCACCGCCGACCCGCAGCAGGACAAGCGCCGCCUGCAGAAGCUGGCGCGGGAGGGUAUGCCUGUAAAGGGCAUCGCUCCGACUUGGGAGGCCAAUCGGCCGACUAUUGUUGCGCCCAAGGCGCCGGCGGCCGGCGCGCCUGCCGUACCGGCGGCGUCGGUCGCUGACAAAGUCCGGGGCUUUGUGUCCUAUGACCGGAAGCCACUGCCGUACCGUCCUGAGGCAGAGCGCAUCAAGGACUGGGACGAGGUGCACGACCACUCUGGCACGGCGGCGCACGCUGCUCUGCUGCACACGCAGUCUGCUCGCUGCAUGGAGUGCGGCACGCCCUUCUGCCACACGUCCUCGACCGGCUGCCCUCUGGGGAACAAGAUCCCUGAGUUCAACGACCUGGUGCACAAGGGUCGCUGGCGCGAGGCACUGGACCGGCUGCUCGAGACGAACAACUUCCCCGAGUUCACUGGGCGUGUGUGCCCGGCGCCCUGCGAGGGUAGCUGCACAUUGGGCAUCAUUGAGCCGCCCGUGUCCAUCAAGAGCAUCGAGGCGACCAUCAUUGAUAAGGCGUUUGAGGAGGGCUGGAUGGUUCCCCGGCCGCCCAAGCUGCGCACGGGUCGCCGUGUGGCGGUGGUGGGCAGCGGACCCGCGGGUCUCGCCGCCGCGGACCAGUUGAACAAGAUGGGACACGAGGUGACGGUGUACGAACGGGCCGAUCGCGCCGGCGGUCUGAUGAUGUACGGCGUGCCCAACAUGAAGGCUGGCAAGGAGGAUGUCGUACAGCGCCGUGUGGAUCUUAUGGCGGCAGAGGGUGUGAAGUUCGUGCUGAAUGCCCACGUGGGCGUCAACGUUGCGCCCCAGGACUUGGUGAGCGGCCACGACGCGGUGGUGCUGGCGGCCGGUGCCACCAAGCCCCGCGACCUGCCUGUCCCUGGUCGCGACUUCUCGGGAGUUCACUUCGCCAUGGACUUCCUGACCGCCAACACCCGCUCGCUGCUGGACAGCGGCCUGCAGGACGGAAAAUACAUCAGCGCCGCGGGCAAGAAGGUUGUGGUGAUUGGCGGUGGCGACACGGGCACGGACUGUAUCGCGACGUCCUUGCGGCACGGGGCGACUUCCAUUGUGAACCUGGAGCUGCUUGACAAGCCGCCGGCCACUCGGGCUAAGAAUAACCCCUGGCCGCAGUGGCCGCGAAUCUUUAGGGUGGACUAUGGCCACGCGGAGGCCUCACACGUGUACGGCGCCGACCCGCGCACAUAUAACGUUAUGACUAAGCGUUUCAUUGGGGACGAGCAGGGCCGCCUGAAGGGUGUCGAGAUUGUCACUGUCAAGAUGGAGAAGGACCCCAAGAGCGGCCAGUUCCGGCCCGUGGAGCAGCCCGGUACGGCUCGUGUACUGGAGGCGGACUUGGUGCUGCUGGCCAUGGGCUUCACCGGGCCGGAAGACAGGCUGGCCACCGCCCUGGGGGUGUCGCAGGAUGAGCGCAGCAACUUCAAGGCCACGUUCGGCGACUUCGCGACGAGCAUCCCUGGAGUGUUCGCGGCGGGUGACUGCCGCAGGGGCCAGUCCCUGGUGGUGUGGGCUAUCCGCGAGGGCCGUGACUCCGCUGCUGCUGUCGACAGGUAUCUGUCAAAGCAGGCGGGCAACGGGCUCCUUGCGCAGCCCCUGGAGCAGUCCUGUGUAGCGGAUGACGGCGAGACAGGCCUCCUCAGUUGCGGCAGGCGGCGUCCUCGCGUUAUCUGGUGAAAUGAAAUCACGGCGGGCGGGGUGUGGCUGAUAUUGUGCAUGCCGUGGUGAACGCCGUCAUUUCCUGUAUGUAUGUAUCCCUUGGGCGUUAGGAACAAAGCCGAGAAACGUUCAAUCCGGCACGAAUUGUACAGCAGGGUUAGCGGAGGACGCGAAUGCUAGGGCAAUAAAAGAGAAUAAAAGAAUGGUAGUCCGUAAAAUGGCGAUCUUUUUUGCUUUCGUGUAUCUUAAAGUGAAACGUUGUGUAGCAUUAUGCUGAGAGGUCUGUGUCCCGAAUACACAUCGGAUGACAACAGUCGGGUCGAAAGUGAACGAGGGGGAAUGAUUGUUAGGGCCGGGGUUGGCAAUGGUCUCGUAUCACCAUUGGACGUCCUUACUGUUGCCGCAAGAUAGCAUCGCAAGGAUGUCUCAGUUCCUUGGUGCGCUAAUUGGGCUUCCGUUUGGGAUGCAGGAGAAAUACUUUCUUGCCUUUGUUUCUUGGUACCUUUUGAUUGUCCUGGGCAGCUGAAGCGGUCUAACUUGAAGUAGCGCCCCUAUUCUGUGUACCUUUGUUCGGGUGGGGUCUGGUUACAUGUCUAUAUUAGGGGAUUGGCGACUGAGCGGUCGGGCCAGGGUGCUUUGGUGAUGUGCUCAGAUAUGCUCCGCAGUGUCGGAGAGGAUUCUAGUUUUUGGUCUUUCGUCGCGAAAGGUUUUUGUCUUCGCGUUUAUCAUGUUCUGUAACGUUGUAGGUAGGUGUCAUCACCACGAGUCUCUACAAGGCGAGGGCAUGACACACUAUAGAGCAAGAUGUUUUUGGUUUUGAUGUUGUGCAGCAGAGUGGCUGAUUUAAACUAUGGUGUGGUAUCAACCCGAUGAUGUUAUCAUAUCAUGCAUGUAUGCCAGAUUGGUAGUGCGAUUCUCUUUAUUUGUACGGCAGAUUUGAUGUAAUUAUAUUAAAAG
Molecule: messenger RNA, 7827 nt
Organism: Volvox carteri f. nagariensis
Lineage: Eukaryota; Viridiplantae; Chlorophyta; Chlorophyceae; Chlamydomonadales; Volvocaceae
Exons: 29
Coding region: 1-6888 (2295 amino acids)
Molecular function (GO): flavin adenine dinucleotide binding; iron ion binding; FMN binding
Source: RefSeq, a predicted model, not a curated record